This is a messenger RNA of Racocetra fulgida, 3799 nucleotides long. Lineage: Eukaryota; Fungi; Glomeromycota; Glomeromycetes; Diversisporales; Gigasporaceae. The record is from the annotation of a GenBank genome assembly.
AUGACAACUGAGAGAACGCCAAAUAACGAAAAUAACGACGAACAAUCUACUUUACUGGCGUUCUCCGAUGUUAUUCCCUCAAUUACUCCAGAAGAAAGUCCGCAUGAUUUGGAACUCGAAACCGAAUCACCUAAAAUUUUGCAAGAGACUUUAAAUGCAAACCCUUCAUUAGUUUUAGAAAAUUUCAUAAAAAUAAUUUCUGAAAAUUUCACAUUGAGAACUUUUUCGGAAAAAAUGGAACCCGCCUUUAAAGCUUUUAGAACAAUUUUUUCAAAAAUACCGCCGAUUCAUUUAAUCCUGUAUCUACUUACAAUCUUUACUUGGAAUCAUUUACAAAGAUCACACUUAAUAUUAUUAGUACUUGGAUGCUUACUUGGUUACAUGCUUCAGAAUAAUUCGACUACAACUAGCCGACAAAAAAAUUUCUUGUACCAAGAACCGUAUAUACAGCAAAAUAUCGAGAGUUCCUUGCAGGCUAUCAAGAGUGCCGAAAAAGUAACUUCAACAGAACUUUCGAUAACGCCUCGAGUAGACGAGGCACUAAAUAAGACAUUUGAUUUUAUUCUUCGAGAUUUAGUUAAUUCUUUUUAUGAUCCGAUAAAUCCAAAUAGAAAUCCCGAAUUUUCCAGCCAACGCGAAUAUAGAAAGUUUAUUGCAACUAAUAAAUCUUUAGAAGUUUAUUGCAUGCAAAAUCAAUCUUCACCAUUUGUACAUACUAUAAACAAAAAAUCUCAAGUACAGACUCUUCGUUGCUUGUCAAAAUUAAUAUUGAUACGUCUUUUACCUUCAGAUGAAAUUAAAAGUCAUAUUCUGAUGGCAUUUCUUACUGAACUAUGGACAACGCAAGUUUUGGAAACUGCGCUUGAAAUGGUGUGUGACCCAGAUUGGUUAAAUCGGACUAUUGUUGAGUAUUUGACAGAUAAAGAUGAUGAAACUCAUGAUACUACCUUACUUCAACAACUAGCAACUUCAAUUGAUGAGGAAGUGGCUGGUCUAUCCAACCAAUUAAACCAACCUUCCUCUGAUAUCAAAGUACCAGUGUUGAACGUUCAAUCAUCACCUAUAUCACAUCAGUCAAAUUCGUCACUUGAUGCUAGCAUUGAAGCUUUCAAGGAGCAAAAAAAUUCAUUAGUCGAGUCUCUCAAGGAGAUUCCUUCAGACGCUACAAUUAAGUCUUCCUCUGAUAACAAAGUAUCGGUAUUGAAUGUUCAAUCGAUAACAUCGUCACCUAUAUCAUAUCAAUCAAAUUCGUCACUUGAUGCUAGCAUUGAAACUUUCAAAGAGCAAAAAAAUUCAUUAGUUGAGUCUCCCUCAGAGAUUCCUUCAAGCACUACAAUUCAGUCUUCUUCUGAUAGCCAAUCACAAGUAUUGAAUGUUCAAUCGAUAACAUCAUCAUCACCUAUAUCAUAUCAGUCAAAUCCGUCACUUGAUGCUAGCAUUGAAAAUUUCAAGGAGCAAAACAAUUCAUUAGUUGAGUCACUUACAGAGAUUCCUUCAUGUGCUACAAUUCAAUCUUCCGCUGAUGACAAAGAACCAAUGUUGAACGAUCAAUCACUACUAUCAUCACCUCAAUCAUCACAAACAAAUUUACUUGAUUCUAAUCCUGAAACUCUUAAAGAGCCAAAAAGCUCAAUUGAAAUACCUACAGAAACCCUUCCGAAUGUUACAAUUGAAGAUUUCACCGACUCCCCAAAUUACUCUCCAUCUCGACCGUUCAUGCGUUCUGUGAAUUCAGAUAAGUUACGAAUUAUCCUUGAACUUCAGAAUGAAGUUUUUGUUGAAUUUAUGGCAUUUUUGGAAGAACGCAAAGCCGCAAAUUUACUUCGAUUUUGGCUCCAAGUUGAUUCUUUCAGAAAAAUUGCAUCCGAUGAGCCAAAUAUAAAUUUGGUACAAGAAGAUGCAUUGAAAAUUUUUAAUACUUAUUUUGGAGAUUCUGCCACGUAUCCUGUAAAAAUAUCGAACGAAAUGAUAAUCAACCAAUGUACACGAGAGAUAUAUAAUGCACCUACAUGUAAUUGCUUUGUAACUUUGCAAGAAUAUGUCUUUGGUGUGUUGGAAAGUGAAUAUUUUGAUGACUUUCUUAUGGUUAUGAAAACCCAAGGUGAAGAUAUAAAUUUUAUGUUUGUAGAGGAAUCUAAACAGAUAGCACAAUCGAACAAUAAUUCUAGAUUUGCUUCGGAAAUAUCAAUAGAGGGAAAAUUUUUUAAACGACAUAAUACAACGGGUAACUUAUCCCCUAUUUCAAACAACUCGGAAUACUUGGAUUAUUCGUCAGGCUAUGAUAAACAAUCGAACGGUUUGUUGACAAGCACAACAUAUCGUUCCAGAUCAUAUUCAGCUGGAAGCUUGGUUGAUGCAUUGAAUAAUUUUACAUCUUCACUUAGGAAGAGAAAUUCUUAUGCAUCUACAGAUGAAAUGACUGAUAGUGAUUCUGAAUUACCCCCAAUAAUACCUAAGAUUGAUCUUAACGGAGUAAGAAUUAGGUUGACGGAUGUGUCUGAAUCAUCACCAAAUAAGUAUAUUUACUCAACAAAGUCGCUUUCUUAUAUGAUAGAGGUAGAACGACCUGGUUCCACUGGAUGGAUAAUAACGCGAAAUUUUAGUGACUUUGAGAAAAUGCAUUCCGCUUUAACAAAAGAUUUUCCUAAAGCCGAAAAAGUCGUUAUGCCACGCUUAAUGUUAAAAAAAAGCCAAGCGGCCUGUAAGUCUUUAGAACGAUAUUUGAACAUUUUGUUGAGUGACUUAACAUUAUGUGAGAGUGAACCACUUCAAAAAUUUAUGAGGAGAGAUGGUAUUCAAAAUGAAGGAUUGACGAAGUCUGUUGGCAAAAAUGGAAUUGUAAAUUCAACAGUAUCUGUUCCAAAAUCUAUAUCAAUGGUCAAUAUUGUAACUUCUGGUACGCAAGAUGCUAUUAAUGAUAAAAUAAAUACUCCAAAACAAGUUGGUUCAGAGGAGUCUUUAUCACCGAAAAGGAACGGUUCUCUUCAUGAACAUUUAAAUAUUUCUCAAAAUAUACUUACAGAAGUAAUCCAAGAAAUAUCUGAGGAAGCCUCUAUCAAGGAUACGUCUACUCAAAUGUUUUCUAAUGUCGUGAGUCCUAGUGUUGAAAGCACCCUUUCAACAUCUUUGGAUUCCAGCAAGGCCGUUGUAACAACAUCAUCCAAUGAAAAUGACACUUCUAAUAUUAUAAGUAAUAAUAUAAAACCCAAUAAAGAGCCUAUUUUGGAAGGGCUUAAUACCCAUUGUAAUGUUAGCGCAUCAAACUCUUUAAAAUCAUCCAAAAUUCCCUUAAUUGGACCACCACCAACUCCUAAAAAAAGAACUCGGCCGAAUAAGCAAAUUACCGGUCAUAAUGCAGAUCUGCUUAUUGAUACUAUGUUUGCUAUUAUUGAAGAAAUAUUUGAUUUAUCAGAUAAAUCUCAAUGGCACAUUAGAAAAACAGUUCUUUCUGUUUUACGAGGAGUUGUGCGGAAAUCAUAUACAGAAGCAAUCAAACAGUCAUAUUUAUUGACGAUCAAUUCACUUUUCACUGAAGAAUAUGCAGUGUCAAUUAUUGAUAAUUUAAACAAUUCGCUUUGGCCAGAUGGCAUCUUAGCGGAUAUAACUCAGCAACGAAGUGAAGAAGAAAAGUUACAAACCAAAGAGGAGGUUAAGCGAUUACUUUUACAAAAAGUUAUACCUGAUUCGUUAAAACAGGUAAUGGGUCAUGAAAAUUCUAAAAUUAUGAUUGGAAGGUUGGUUGAUGGAUUUUUGGCAGAGAAAGAAGUAUUAAGAGGAAUGGGUAUUAAUAUUUUAGAAA